Messenger RNA from Sinocyclocheilus rhinocerous, 2764 nucleotides. Its product is annotated as Hermansky-Pudlak syndrome 1 protein homolog. The transcript has 18 exons. Lineage: Eukaryota; Metazoa; Chordata; Actinopteri; Cypriniformes; Cyprinidae. Bases 126 to 2132 code for a protein of 668 amino acids. The record is from RefSeq and is a predicted model, not a curated record. Gene Ontology annotation, cellular component: BLOC-3 complex. Gene Ontology annotation, biological process: melanosome assembly; vesicle-mediated transport. Gene Ontology annotation, molecular function: guanyl-nucleotide exchange factor activity.
ACGGAAGCGCUGCUGCAGUUCACAGUUUAUGACAAACUGUUUGUUAUUCUGUGAUUUACAAACUGGACCAGGAUUCGUGCGCAAUGAUACUCUUCUAUUGUUGAAGUGAACCUUAAAAUUGUAAAAUGAAGUGUCUUCUGGUGGCCAAUGAGAGCGCAGAGGUUCUGUUCUACUGGACUGACACCGAGUUCGAGCAGCGGAUUCAGGAGCAGUAUGGAGUUUCCCAGGAGGAAGGAGAAGGACUGCCUGCGUUUGAAGACAGCAUUAACACUCUCUUCGCACCCAUCAUCAUCUCCUGUAGCACCAUGGUGGACCGACUCGGGGAAAAUUACACCUCCUUCAGCACAGAAAACAAUCAUAUUUAUGUUCUGCAACAGUUUGAGGAAUGUCUGUACAUUGCUGUGAAUGGAGAUGGAGAUGAGACGGAAGAGGAUUUGAAGAGAAAGAUCUAUGUGAUGAAGAAACUCACAGAAAUCAUGUUUGGCAUGGUGACGUUCAGCGGUCCCCUCUUGAGAAAAGAAUUGCGCCCUCAAGAUACAGAGCAAAGGAACCGCUUGUGGAAGAAGCUAGGAAGCCUCUUAGAAACAUACAGCAGUUUACGAGAGAACGACCAAAGCUUUUUAGUAGAGGCGGUGGAAAGGUUGAUCCACCCGACCCUUUGUGAGCAGUGCAUCGAGUUUCUGGAGCGUCGUCUGGUGCAGCAGAUCAACAGCAACGUGGACAGAAUGGGCGAGGAGGUGCUACACGCUUUCAUACUGGUGCACACCAAACUGCUGGCCUUCUACUCCAGUCGAAAUGCGAGCAAUCUAUACCCCUCUGAUCUCCUGGCUCUGAUCAUCCUGGUGCAGGAUCUCUAUCCCAGCAAAAUCGACCUAGAUGACACCUCGGAGGAGUUAGAGUGCAGUUCAGUUCCUGAGGUAUUCGACACACCUGAGCCCUCUCCUCCUGAACGGGAAUCAGUCCGACAAAGAGGUGGCUGUCCUCCUGUCUUCCAGUUUGUAGAUCCUGACGUUCAGAUGGCCGAGGACAGUCUGCAAACUCUUGAAGCUCCAACUCCUGACCCUUCAGCUCCAUGCAGAGUAUUCCUGGAAGCCAAAGAGUUUCCCACGAUGCCUCACUCCAUGUAUUGCCUACCUCUCUGGCCGGGAAUAACUCUAGUGCUGCUUACCAAGAUUCCCAACAGUCAUGUGGCAGCAUCUGUAUGCUACUUCCUGGAAGCUUUCGUGAAGUUAGAGAAGAGGUUAUGUGAGGGGCAUGAAGGGGCUGCGGCCAUGCGGGGUCAGCCCUCUGUCCAGGAGCAGCGGAGCAGACUGGAGAAGUUCAUCAAAACCUGGGCCAGCAUGGACAUUCAGACCUCCCAACUUCAAAAUGCGUGGACAGACUUUAAGAACAAAGCGUUUAGCAGAUCAGGAUCUGGAUUCACAAGAGAUUUGCUGCCCUCUUGUCGAAACAUGAAGACUCAGUUGUGUGGAGUGUACAGGCAGUUUUUUGCAGCUGAGUGCAUGGGCAGCAGUCAGCGAUUGGCUCCUCAUCUGCAAGAACGAGCUCUGAGCAUGGUCCAAGAGAAGUUAAUGGACUGGAAGGAUUUUCUGCUGGUGAAAAGCAAAAGAAAUAUCACAAUGGUAUCAUACCUGGAAGAGUUUCCAGGUCUCAUCCACUUUAUCUACGUGGAUCGUUCAAAUGGUCAGAUGAUUGCACCCUCCCUAAAUGUGACCAAUCGCACUGUCUCUGAGCUCGGAAAGGGGCCUCUAGCUGACUUCAUAAAGAACAAGAUUUGGAGUCUUGUUGCAACAGCACAGCGGUACCUGCAAAAGGGUUACGCCACCGUGACGCUCCGGGAUGGAGAUUAUUUCUACUGUUACUUCCUGUGGUUUGAAAAUGAAACGGGUUACAAACUGGAAGUGAUAGACAUACCCAGCUCCCCAGAUGAUGCCGCUCCAGUAGGAAUGCUCACCUGUGAUUAUUACAGGAGGCUGCUGCGGUAUUACAGCAAAAAACAUCAGAAUGAGGUGGUGAAGUGUUAUGAACUGUUUACUGUGCAUCUGGGUGUGAUCCCCAAUGAAUAUAUUCUUCAGCACUGCAGUCAGCUGGCCCGUAAGCUGUGGGAGCCCACCCAUAUCCCGCUCCUGUGACCAACACGGCCCUCAAAGGAUUAUGGUCCAUGCAGCCGCGUUCACUUUAUUCAUGAUCUGUAACCUACGUGGAGAGUUUUCUAAACUUUCUGCACAAGCACUUCUUAUUUCAGUUAAGGUAAUUGCAGAAAAUAAUGUGUCAGUAAACCAAACACUGCACUUCUUGUACUUACAAUUAAUGGAUUAUUUUUGUGAAACCAGGACCAAAUAAUAUAGGACAGCACUCCUUUUAAAGAUGUUAUUACCCAGAUUGUAUCAGAUAUCUGGCUUAGCAACGUUAGUUAGCAGAUUUACAAAACUGUAAAUCACAGUCUUUCAUAAUUAUUAAUGACUCAGUUUUUAGUGUGACCACAAAUUUUGUAAAUAAAUUGCCAAAAAAAAAAAAAAAAAGAAUAAAGAAAUAAAGUUAAAGCUGAAAUGUACAAUCUGUCUUAAGCAUUCUUAAAGCUUGUAGUUUUGUGUAUUUUUGCGACUUUGGUGCCCCCUGCAGUUAAGUGAGUGGAAUUAACUGUCGUAAUUACAGUGAAAAGAUGUGCACGUGUUUUUUUGUUUGUUUUUGGUGCCAUAAAGCAAUCCGCCCUUUCGCAGAAUUUCGUACCCGCUCAACAAACAAAGGAGCAUAGGAAUAAUAA